Alternaria ventricosa is the source of this 267-nucleotide messenger RNA. RefSeq lists its product as uncharacterized. The record is from RefSeq and is a predicted model, not a curated record. Lineage: Eukaryota; Fungi; Ascomycota; Dothideomycetes; Pleosporales; Pleosporaceae. The transcript is spliced from 2 exons. Gene Ontology annotation, molecular function: oxidoreductase activity; flavin adenine dinucleotide binding. Bases 1 to 267 code for a protein of 88 amino acids.
AUGAAAUGGUUCGAUCCUUCACUCGACGACAAAAUUCGUACGUUCUCACGAAACCUUCUCAAAAAAGCCUCAGAAACUGCCUCGGAACGGUCAAAGGAUGGUGGUGUAGGUCAGUACGGCAAUUAUGCAGCUGCCGAUGUUGAGGCGAACGAGAUCUUCGGCGCAAACGUGAAGCGACUCGAGGAACUUAAGCACAAGUACGACCCCGAUAACCUGUUCAGUCAUGGCACAAAAUUGACUCCGCGUCCCUUGGUAGUGGUGAAUUGA